Molecule: messenger RNA, 3152 nt
Organism: Xenopus laevis (African clawed frog)
Lineage: Eukaryota; Metazoa; Chordata; Amphibia; Anura; Pipidae
Gene: ppp4r3b.L
Product: protein phosphatase 4 regulatory subunit 3B L homeolog
Biological process (GO): DNA damage response
Cellular component (GO): protein phosphatase 4 complex; nucleoplasm; nucleus
Molecular function (GO): protein phosphatase regulator activity; protein phosphatase activator activity
Source: RefSeq, marked provisional
AUUUACCGACACAGCUACGGAGAACCGGGGGGAGAACGGCGAAGAGAACCGGACACCACAACAGGCGCUUCAUUUGUUAUGUUCUCCUUCCUGCCCCUUUGCGUCCGUCUGAGGAUGCUUUGCGGCGGGAGCUCCCCGUUGUAGUGUCCGGUGACAGGACGGCGUAAAGCAGCGGUCCGGUGUGGUUGAGGGAAGGAUAAGCGGUGCCCCGUAGGGGUACAAAAGGCGGCAUCAUGUCGGACACUAGACGCCGGGUGAAAGUCUACACUCUGAACGAAGACCGCCAGUGGGACGACAGGGGCACCGGGCACGUCUCGUCCACUUACGUAGAGCGACUGAAGGGAAUGUCUCUGCUGGUUCGGGCAGAAUCUGACGGUUCCUUGCUUUUAGAAUCCAAGAUAAAUCCGAACACUGCAUAUCAGAAGCAGCAGGAUACUCUGAUAGUUUGGUCUGAAGCAGAAAACUAUGACUUGGCUCUCAGUUUUCAAGAAAAAGCUGGCUGUGAUGAAAUCUGGGAAAAAAUAUGCCAGGUUCAAGGUAAGGACCCAUCUGUAGAAGUCACACAGGAUCCUAUUGAUGAGUCUGAAGAAGAACGUUUUGAGGAGAUGCCUGAAACUAGUAACUUAAUCGAUCUUCCUACAUGUGAACUCAGUAAACUUGAAGAGAUUGCUGACCUAGUUACCUCGGUACUUUCCUCGCCCAUUCGUAGAGAGAAGCUAGCAUUAGCCUUGGAAAAUGAGGGCUACAUCAAAAAACUGUUGCAACUCUUCCAAACCUGUGAAAACUUGGAUAAUACAGAAGGCUUGCACCAUUUAUAUGAAAUUAUAAGAGGAAUCUUAUUUCUCAAUAAAGCCGCGCUGUUUGAGGUGAUGUUUUCGGACGAGUGUAUUAUGGAUGUUGUAGGAUGCUUAGAGUAUGACCCAGCUUUGGCUCAGCCGAAAAGACAUCGGGAAUUCUUGACCAAAACUGCAAAAUUUAAGGAAGUUAUACCUAUUACAGACUCAGAACUUAGGCAAAAGAUCCACCAAACAUACAGGGUACAGUACAUUCAGGAUGUUAUCUUACCUACCCCAUCUGUCUUUGAGGAAAAUUUCCUUUCUACGCUCACAUCUUUUAUUUUCUUCAACAAAGUAGAGAUUGUCAGCAUGUUACAGGAAGAUGAAAAGUUCCUCUCUGAAGUGUUUGCACAGUUAACAGAUGAAGCUACAGAUGAUGACAAAAGACGUGAACUGGUGAAUUUUUUUAAGGAGUUUUGUGCGUUUUCCCAGACAUUACAACCUCAAAAUAGAGAUGCAUUCUUCAAAACCUUAGCAAAUUUAGGAAUUCUUCCUGCCCUUGAAAUAGUCAUGGGCAUGGACGAUUUGCAAGUAAGGGCGGCUGCUACGGAUAUAUUUUCUUAUCUAGUAGAGUUUAGUCCAUCUAUGGUUCGAGAAUUUGUCAUGCAAGAAGCCCAACAGAGUGAUGAUGACAUUCUUCUUAUUAAUGUUGUCAUCGAGCAGAUGAUUUGUGACAGUGACCCAGAGCUUGGAGGGGCUGUUCAACUAAUGGGACUCCUUCGGACUCUGAUAGACCCUGAGAACAUGUUGGCAACAGCUAAUAAAACGGAGAAGAGUGAAUUUUUGAACUUCUUUUAUAACCAUUGUAUGCAUGUACUUACUGCUCCUCUCCUGGCCAACACAUCUGAAGAUAAACUGGAGAAAGAUGCAGUUUUUGGCUCUAUCAAGACCAGCACAGUUUGUCCAGAUAACUACCAGACUGCCCAGCUGCUUGCCUUAAUUCUAGAAUUACUUACAUUUUGUGUGGAGCAUCAUACCUAUCACAUCAAAAACUACAUUAUGAACAAGGAUUUGCUGCGGAGGGUGCUAAUUCUAAUGAACUCAAAGCAUACCUUUCUAGCUCUUUGCGCUUUACGUUUUAUGAGAAGGAUAAUUGGCUUGAAGGAUGAGUUUUACAACCGCUACAUCAUAAAGGGGAACCUCUUUGAUCCAGUUAUUAAUGCACUUCUGGAUAAUGGAACAAGAUACAAUCUCUUAAACUCUGCCAUAAUUGAACUGUUUGAAUUUAUACGAGUGGAAGAUAUCAAGUCUUUAACAUCACACAUAGUAGAAAACUUUUAUAAAGCACUUGAACCCAUUGAAUAUGUUCAAACGUUUAAAGGACUGAAAACUAGAUAUGAGCAAGAAAAGGAUCGUCAAAGUCAGAAGCUAAGCAGCGUACCAUCUAUAUUGCGCAGUAACAGAUUUCGGAGGGAUGCAAGAGCACUGGAGGAUGAUGAAGAGUUGUGGUUUAAUGAAGAUGAUGAAGAGGAAGGGGAAGCAGUCGUACCUCCCGUGGAAAAAACGAAACCAGAGGAUGACUUUCCUGAAGGUUAUGAAAAAUUUCUGGAAACUAAAAAAGCGAAAGAGCUUGAAGAUAAAGAAAAUCUUCCAAAGAGGACAUCUGUUGGAGCGUUUAAAUUCACCUUCUCUCAUUCGGUUAGUGCAGCUAAUGGGGCAAAUAGUACAAACAGCAAGUCUGUGGCAGCUCACACACCACCAGCAACUUCUAAUGGAUCUUCCUCCAAAAAUACAAGCCUGACAACUACAGUGGCAUCUACUAAGGGGAGUCUUAUCGGCCUAGUGGAUUAUCCAGAUGAUGAAGACGAAGAAGAGGAGGAAGACGCAUCCCCUAGAAAAAGACCUCGUCUCGGUUCAUAAAACAAAACUGACAAAUAUUAUUUGGGGAUUCUUAAAUGACGCAACUGAUGUUCCAUAAGCUUAAUGAAUCGGCUCCCCCCCCUUGAAACAGCGUGGACUUAGCCAGACAGCUGUGCAGGGAGGUGACGGAAGCUUCCAUGGAGCCUUUCUAGUAUUUCAGGGUGGGUUACCGACGACAACCUCGACUGCGGCUUGAACGCAAAAUACGCCUCUAGUGUUUGAGAAGGGGGCAAAGUGGAACAUUUAUAUUGAAAUGCAAUGUUGCAGGUUUGCCCGAACGAUGUAAGUCCUCUGACGAAAUAAAAGCAAAACGCUUUUCAGUUGCACACCCAGUAAUCUUCUAAUUUUUUUUAUUUUUCUUUUUAAAAUGGUGCUGGCCAUAGUGUUUUAUCAAUCGCCUAUUUUUAAUGUCCGUUGAAGGGAAACAAAAAUGUGUUAUUAAAGAAAUUAAACCUU